AUGUUGACUUGCAGCUUGGAGCAGGCGAAUCGCGCUUGGAGCGAUGCCCCGCUAGUGUCUGCAGAGGAGUUGAGCGGGUGGGUCUCUGUUGCGGAAGUACUUCUCUUAGAGUGCGCACGUACCGCCCUUGUCGAUGUCACGGAGCCAUCCGCGCGAGCCCAGCUGGUUAUCGAGUACGCCGACUCUCUUGCGGCGCUUGUGCAAACACAUGUGGCCGAUGUGGCUGCGCUUCAACGUCGCGCUGCCUCCGCAGAGGAAAAGCGGGGUGACGCCCUUGCACGCCAACUUCAUGCCGUUGCUCAGGAAUGCGAGACGCUGGGCGCCAACCUUGUCUCCGAGUGCACCUCUCGCGCUGCCUUGGAGGAGGAAACGCGUCGCCUGUCAAAUGAGUUGCUGUCUACGCAGGAGGAAAGGGAGGCGCUGCAAGCAGAGCGAACAGUCGUCUGGUGCGCCGUGCAGGAGGCGCACGCGGUGGCUGGCGUCACGUGCGCUGCCAAGGCGACGAUGGAAGAACAUGUCCGCGCAUUGUGUGAGUGGGUGAGGUGCGCACAGGCGGAGCUGACCAGCGCCGCUACACUGUUAGAGGCCUCUGCCCCGUUACCACUCGAUGUCGCUCCUUAUCAGCUGGCAUGCACAUCGUAUCGCCGCAUUCUUCCCACUACCCCGAUGAAUCCGGUUACUGCCUCGCUUUUGCGGGUCAAGGAACAGAUCCAGCACAUCCGUGAGUCCUCCGGGGCGCAACGGCAGCUGGCGGCGGACAUGCAUCAACAUCGGAGAGACGAAGCGGCAGCACCGCUGACUUGGUCACCGCGAACACGGGCGGCAAUAGCGACCAUGUUGGCUCCCAUGCCUCGCCCGGCACAUCGAUCGCCGGGCAGGUCUCAGUCCUACACGCCCCCACGCAGCACGAACGUUUCGGCAACGCAGCGGGAGGUGGGCACGUUUGCCUCACCGCCAUGGCGCACUCACAUGGUAAAGCUACAAGAGGAGCUGAAGGGGCUACGGCGAGAGCUCGGCGCUACGAACUCCUCCCAUUGA
Messenger RNA from Leishmania braziliensis MHOM/BR/75/M2904, 1038 nucleotides. RefSeq lists its product as hypothetical. The transcript has a single exon. The coding region runs from base 1 to 1038 and encodes 345 amino acids. The record is from RefSeq and is a predicted model, not a curated record. Lineage: Eukaryota; Euglenozoa; Kinetoplastea; Trypanosomatida; Trypanosomatidae.